Molecule: messenger RNA, 2224 nt
Organism: Notolabrus celidotus (New Zealand spotty)
Lineage: Eukaryota; Metazoa; Chordata; Actinopteri; Labriformes; Labridae
Gene: shisa8b
Product: shisa family member 8b
Exons: 4
Coding region: 186-1715 (509 amino acids)
Biological process (GO): regulation of AMPA receptor activity; regulation of short-term neuronal synaptic plasticity
Cellular component (GO): dendritic spine membrane; postsynaptic membrane; AMPA glutamate receptor complex
Source: RefSeq, a predicted model, not a curated record
CCUUGCAUGUCCAAAACUCAGCCUCAUUGGGACUGUUGUUGACAUGUCAUGAUGAGUUAACUUCCACUUUAAGUUCGUGAGUUUGAAAUAGAAAAAAAAUCUCACUGGCGUUGUUUUCUUUAUGUUUUUUGACACUUCUUUGCUUCCUGCAGGUGGAACGUUGGACAGAACGGCGCUCCAGCAGCAUGGCAGCCACCAUAUGUCCCUUCUACCACCUUUUCCUCUUCCUCCUCCUCUCCUUCCUCACACCUCAACCUGCCAUCACCCAGGACUCAUCCAUCGCCACAGCAACAGCAACAGACGGUGACCCUUACAUUGCCCCCACAACACCUAUCAACCAGACAUCUCUAAAUUAUGUUGAGCCCACUCAGAACACUCCUCCAGAGACAGGGCUGUCCACUCCCUCCAGCGGUGGAGAUGCAGACGACGAGGAUGUGCCUCCUGUCGGAGGGACACGUUGUCGAGGUUACUACGACGUGAUGGGCCAAUGGGACCCACCGUUCAACUGCAACGCCGGCGUCUUUCUGUACUGCUGCGGUACCUGCUUCUACCGCUUCUGUUGCCAGUUCCGUCAGCAGCGUCUGGACCAGAGAAUCUGCUCCAACUACGACACGCCCAUCUGGGCCAACACCGGCAAACCUGUGGCAGCCAUCACUGAGGGCCAGGAGGACGGGGACCGGGACAGCACACACCUCAUCGUCUACAUCAUCUGCGGCGUGGUGGCUAUCAUGGUGCUGGUGGGCAUCUUCACCAAACUGGGCCUGGAGAAGAGCCGAGGAGGAAGCGGAGGAGGAGGCACAGUGGGGGCAUCGCACUCUGACCUCAACUCCAGGACACUGACAGACCUGCUGAAGCAGCAGGGAGCCGAAGUGAGCACGGUGGAAAACGCCACGUCCAGUUCACCAAACGGGGGAAGAGCAAACGGUGUCUCCACCAGGAUGCUGCGCAGCAGGAGCGAACAGUACCAACUAAACAACUCUGCUUACGGGCAGAUCGGACAAGGGCUUCCUCACCCUCACAGCAACCACAGCGCAGUGGGACUCAACAAGUAUACCUCCCUCAAAGCCGUGGCACACAGUGCAUCUAAGAGCUACUACAAGAGCUACCCGCUCAUGGACUUCUCUCAAUACCAGCCUGUGGCACCUCCUACUUUCCAGCCUGUGCCAAUACAGCCCAAAGAGAAGUCAUACAUCCACCAGCAUGUGUCAGCCCACCACGACCUCCAAGCACCCCUGUCCAUCUCCAUCCCAUCCAGCCACCUGGAGCACUCGCAUCUUCCUAAGACCACCACACACCCAAUGCUUUCCACAUCAGCCUUCAGAGCCUGGGAGCCCACUGCCAGACAUGUCCACAGGCAGACCUCUGCCCCUGCGCACCCUAACUCAUCCUCCAUGCACGGCUCCAGCCGUAGACACUUCUACUCAACCCGGCGGCAGCAGAGCAUAGAGAACAUGCAAGAACUCUUUAACCAGCCCUAUGGAGGGAUGUACAGAGGAGCUGGGGAGGGGGCAAGGCAUGGGCAGCAUGUACAGGGACAACAUCUAUCUCAACACCCACCUCAACACCCAUCUCAACACGCACCUCAACACCCACCUCAACACCAACCUCAACACCAACCUCAACACCCAUCUCAACACCAACCUCAACCAUCCUACUACCACCAUGCAAGACAGAAGAGCUACUCCACCCACAGUACAACUGAGGUCACAGUCUGAGUGUCAAGGCUUCAAGAGCAACCUGCUGCAGUGCUAAAAUCACUGAUGAAGUUUGGGAAAGGCCAACCCAUGAGACAUACACAUUUACUAGAUGUGAAGAAGUGGUUUGAAAAGUGGGAACAGUAGGACUCGGAAGAAAAACAGGAAAGAUGUUACAUUAGAAAAUCUAACAAGGUUCCUUUAAACCACUCUCAGGCUCCUAUAGGUCACACAACCCUAACAGAUACUCAACCACUACAGUUUAGGUGUUACAGUGUGGUUUUGUUGUGGUUCAGCAGGCCUUAUAGGAAAAUGAAUAUGAGAACAGAGCAAAAAUGUAACUUACACCAGCUAUUAGAGCAGCUAGCAGACUUCAUUUUGUCUGUGGUGAGGGUUUUAAUAUUGGUUUCCUGUCAGAUGUGACAGGUAUGAAUAUUGAGUUUGUGUUAGCCGAGUAACUAUGAUUAGGUUAAGAUCAGUAGAUCUAUCUACAAAUAAAAAGCUGCCACAGGGGCAGGUUUGGUUUUUAA